Macrosteles quadrilineatus (aster leafhopper) is the source of this 3759-nucleotide messenger RNA. Its product is annotated as T-cell activation inhibitor, mitochondrial-like. Gene Ontology annotation, cellular component: mitochondrion. The transcript has 11 exons. The record is from RefSeq and is a predicted model, not a curated record. Bases 420 to 1913 code for a protein of 497 amino acids. Lineage: Eukaryota; Metazoa; Arthropoda; Insecta; Hemiptera; Cicadellidae.
GUUCUAAUCAACAACAACAAACAACAUGGCCAUCACAAUCAUAAUAAUAAAUAACCCAGAUUCAAGGUUAAAGAGCGAGAAGAAAAGAAGAGAAGUUUUGUUAAUGUUUUGGCCCUAGGGCCCCGAUCUUGCCGUGUAACAAAGAAAAAAUCGUGUAACUAACUAAGUGAUUAUUGUUUCGGGGGAUAAGUUAAUCUUUAAGAACCACAUUGUUUGUUGUUUUCUUAUUUUUGUUGCACUAGACGCAUUAAGUGUAUAGGCCUAGGCCUAUACAACAUGUGGAUGUAAUUUUCGUAGGCUAUGCUCGUACUGUGAGUGAGUAACUUAUAGUUACCUACUUAAAGAUAAAUACAUAGGUAGGGUCUUGCUCUCGUUUGAACAAUUAUAGCCUAAUUGGACCUUUAGCAGUUCAACUUUUAAUGGCUACAGAAAUUUUAUGUAGAAGAGCAAAACAAUGGCUGAGCCCAGACAUUUGGGGUUAUGGAUACAUGAGAUCUGUUUGUCGUCAUAUGACAUCUGGGGAGGUUUCUACUGCACUUCGCCCAUUUUACUUCACAGUUCAUCCUGAUUUAUUUGGUCAAUUUCCUCAAGAAAGGGCAGUCAACGAAAAUUCAUUGAAAACUCUGAGCUCAGUGCUGGAAUCUCUUCAACAGAAAAAGCCUCAGAGACCUGUGACGUUACGGUUUUAUCUGAAGCCUCAAGGUGUCGCCACAUCACGAGAAAGCUUGAAAUCUGUUAAUAUUAGUCUGAAAGAACAAGAUCUAUCAAAAACUCUCACUGUGAUAUUGUCAACAUGCAAUCUCCCUACGACUUAUGUUGAUAAAAUUGCAUCAAAGUCCCCCGAGACAACUCGACCAUCGUUUAGAGAUCAGGUUUACCACUAUACUCAGAGGACAAACAAAAAAUACAAUGAGUAUGACUACACGGAUAACAGCAGGAUCAAAAGGCCUGAACGAAAACCGAAACCUCCAAAGGAAUUUCAGACAUUGACUGGUUGGCUGGAUGAGAAUGAAGCGGAGGCCAGGGAAAAACUUGCCUCAGUAGGGCCGGUCCGUGAGGAAGUGUCUAAACUUCAGGAUCAGGCGUGCAGCUCUCUCGGACUGGCCGAUGUUACGAGUGACUGUGGUUGGAAUAUUGCUCAUUUCCGAGGCUGUCUUAUGAGCUUCCUAUCCUUGGCACAGCAGCACCCUGAACACAUGGCCGUGCUCAAAGGCCGGUCGCUGGUGUUCAGCCGAGACACGGGAGUCAGUAUGAAGGGACAAGUGUUGCUCAACAGCGGAGAAGUGCGGCAACAUUGGCUGGACUUUAUUAAGAAUCUCCCAAAAGAAGACAAAGUUUUGCUUCGUCUGCCAGCUUUUGAGAAAGCAGCUUCAAGAGUUUUACGGGAUAUCAGAGUAGUUCGAAGGAAAUACCAGCCGAAAACAAUGGCAGCAGAAUAUGAGAAAAACUUGAACAGGUUGACAACGUCUCUGGGUGAUCACCAAGGUAGAAGAGGCUUCCCGAAAACUUGGCCGGACUCUUUGGAGAACUUCGAACUUGUUGUUGAAACCGAGGCGGGGCCGUUGAUGGUAUCACCGACUGGUCAGUUCAUCGUGCCAGCCUCCUGUCCUUCGUUCCUAUUGGUAAACUUUAUCUCCGAAAACUUGGACAACGCUUCUCGCCUAUUGCAUCAUUAUAGAUCCCAUAAACACAUUGAAAAAGAACUUCAUAAACAAUGCUUAGCGGAACUCAAACUGGAGGCCUUAAACAAAGACGACUGUGUUACACCUGAUUUAAUGACAAGCUGUCUGCAACGUCUGCUGGAACAUCGAGAUGAGCUGUCUUCACUUAGGCAAAACAGGCUUUAUAUAACCAACUACUAUUCUGUGAUGAGCGACGGCCAAAUCUGUAUACCGUGGGAUUUCAAGUUGUAAACUUAUUGUGGUAGACAACUUUGUAACUUUAGUUACUAUUCUAGUCUAGCACAAGUUGUGAUGGGAAACCUUCCCCAAAUUAUAUGUUAUUGUAGAGAGCUUUGAAUCAAGUAUUAAAGUAGAUUUUAGGUAAAUUCGUAAUGAACAAAUUACACAACUAUUGCCAGAGUAUAUUUUAAUCGUAUGUAAAAGAUUGUGAUUGAUAGCUUUUGUUUUAACAUGUAAGUAUUUUACUCGCAGAUAAAUAAUGCUAAAGUAAUAUAAACAAAAAAAACAAUAAGUAAUAUAAACAGUAAAAUUAUUAUGCAAGGUAUGAAACACACAAAAAUAUCUGUCAUGGCAACUAGCACAUUGAGACCUGUAACUGUUAUAGAAGUUUACCUUUCAUCAAGUGUUGGGGGGGCAUAAUGUAUUUCAUAGCUACGGCCUAAAGUGAUUCCUUUUUACAUGAUAAGUGAAACAAAUGAGGUUUGAUUUUGAUCUAGAGUUGAAAAUACCUUUUUCAUCACUCUGUACUCAAAAAUAGCCCAUUUCCAUACAGCUGAGAUCUUCAAAAAUGUCCAUACACCAAAAACAAAUAGUAAGUUUGAUGAAGUAGUAUUUUUAUUGUGAUAAAAAGUAUUGUUCAAUACUCGUCACGAAAGUCCCAUUUUGAAAUUGGUCACUUUCGUGACUAGGAGUGAAAAUACUAUUUCAUUACCAAAUUUAUUGUCAUACCCAAUCUUUAAGCUAAAUAACUCACAAAACAUAAAUUUAGUUAAAAGCCCAUUAGAGACACUGUAAUAAAACUUGUUACACAUUUAAAGUUUUUGUUAUUUUAAUUUUCUUUUAACUAUUUUUAAGAAAUUUUACUUGUUAAAUUUAAAAAUGGCUGCCUUUUAAAAUAGUCAAAGUCAAAUUCCAUGAAAACGAGUAAUUGAAUCAAAAUUACACUGGAUACCAUACCAAAAAUGAUUUAAAAUCCAAACCCAACAUGACACUUGGUUAAAAUUGUUAAUAAAAAAAAGUCUUAUCCACAAGUUGACUUUUUCUACUUGGGAAUUUUAGAUGUUCAGUUUUUUGGAAUUUUCUCUGUAACUUUUAAUUUUACAACAACGCUUUAAUAUUCAAAAUUAUGUGUUCUUUAAGCUCUACACAAUGGUUUCAAUGAAAUUUGGCAAAUUUUUUUAGUAACAAUAAAGAAUAAAAUAUUUGAACGAUUUUUAAACCCUAUAACAAAAACAACCAGUUUGCUGAUCUUCCAUCUCAUUCAGGUGUAUCCCCAGUCUCACACGUCGUUUUUAAAUUUCAAAAUCGCUCGAGUUUUGAUAUUUACAGACACAAUCACAUAAUAUACAUGUACCUACGGUAAUAGCCGCUUUCAUUUAACAUUUUUCUUACAAAAAUUGUUUCCGAUUAACAAAAAUGAUCAAUGAGAACAAGUUUUAGUUGAUGAUUUUGUUGGUUAAAACUAAGCCACAUUUACACGAGUCCAGUAGGCAGGUAGGUUACAUUCCUCUAGUGCAUUUCAAGUUACUUGAGGCAAGGGCAGGUUACCUGCCUCAUGUAACUUGAAAUACACUAGAGAAAAGUAGGCCUAGCCUGCCUGGCUUCUUGUAAACACAACUUUAAGGGGGAAAAUUGUUGUGAAUAUUGCCAUGGACAAAAUAAUCACAUUACAACAAGCACUUAAUUUGUGCAUGCAAAAUUUAUCAAGUUUUUGUUGAAGUAUUGUAUAUUCAAGUUGAUUUUAUUGGUUUUGUGUAGGAAUAUAUUUGUUCAGCAGAUCUGUCUCUUAAAAAUAAUACAACUGUUCAUGAGCUUUGUGUGAAUGGACUUUUUAUGUGAUAUUAAAGAUAUGUAUUUA